Messenger RNA from Strongylus vulgaris, 327 nucleotides. The record is from the annotation of a GenBank genome assembly. NCBI's taxonomy places the organism in Eukaryota, Metazoa, Nematoda, Chromadorea, Rhabditida, Strongylidae.
AUGAAUAGUGGUGGUGAUGUGCGUGAGGUCGAAACUGAUAGCUGGCUUUCAGUGGUGGAGAUGGUUCAGUUUAUCGUACACGACAGCAGGGUGUAUAUGUAUACGAAACGGCGGCUCGAACACAUACCACCUUACCACCAACAGACCAACACAACUCCCUAUCAGAGACACAGCGAGAAAACUCGUCUUCUUGGAGAUGGUGUAGUGUUCGAACGAUGGGAAGUAGGUGGCGGUCGAGCCGUCGCACGCUACUCGUUACUGGCGCAAGUCGAAGCCGCCGAAUUACUUGCCGCAGCAGCCAGCGACAGCGAAGACGAAAUCAUCUGA